Molecule: messenger RNA, 946 nt
Organism: Bactrocera neohumeralis
Lineage: Eukaryota; Metazoa; Arthropoda; Insecta; Diptera; Tephritidae
Exons: 8
Coding region: 95-817 (240 amino acids)
Source: RefSeq, a predicted model, not a curated record
AAUAUUACAGAAAACAUUUGGAGGAUUCAAAUAUAUUGGGUACAACAAACAAAUAAGAGAUUUUCGACGUGGAUAUUUGAUUCCUAUCAAUCAAAUGAAUUUCGAUUACCUCGUAGAAGAAAUCGAUUCCGAAGUGGAAUGCUCACAACCUUUGGGCCCCCAAAGAGAUAAAGUGUUUAAACCAAAUUCUUACAAUCUCGUUUGCGCUCCUCCAGCAGAACUAUCAGAAAUUUUGGUACCGUCACCAUCGCCUGGCGGCCAUGCAGAUAUAAUCCAGAAGCUGGAUGCUAUUGAGACCCGUCUCACUGCCAUUGGGAAGUCCCUAACAGACAAAAUGCCAGAGAAGGCCGAGGUGAAGGCGCAAAGUAAAUUAUUGCGCGAAUGCCGCGUCAUUGCGGCAAAGACGCACCAUUCAAUUAGCCGCAUCACCGGUGAUUUGGAGGACGAGCAUUACGUGGAGCUCGCUUCGAAACUGCCCAUGUCAUCGGAAGAGCACGUGCGCUUCGUGGAAGACAAACUUUCCCAAAAGGAAAGCACGGAUGCUAUGAUGCGGCUAAUAUUGAAAUCAAAGGGCGCAAAAGGCAGUGUGGACGGCGUACUUCGUGGUUUGUUUUCAGACGAUGUAAUGUACCAUUACAAUUUAGAGGGGCGCAAGGAGAAGAAACCCCUACUAAAACUAAAGUGCGUAGGGUUAGUUUUUGAUAUAUUUCCUGACAAGGAUAAAAGCAGUAUAUGUGGGGAGCUCCGGAGAUUUGUGGCCUUAAGCCACAAUCGUUAUAAACAGAAGAAACAUAAACUAAGGGCUAAACUAAUAUAAGUUUUAUUAUUAUUACUUAUAUAUAUUAGUGUUAAGUUGUAAAUAUUAGUUUUAAGUUGUACAUAUUAGUUUUAAGUUGUAAAUAUUAGUUUUAAGUUGUACAUAUUAGUUUUAAGUUGUAUAUAUUAG